Coccinella septempunctata (seven-spotted ladybird) is the source of this 2562-nucleotide messenger RNA. RefSeq lists its product as uncharacterized. Gene Ontology annotation, biological process: proteolysis. Gene Ontology annotation, molecular function: aspartic-type endopeptidase activity. Lineage: Eukaryota; Metazoa; Arthropoda; Insecta; Coleoptera; Coccinellidae. The record is from RefSeq and is a predicted model, not a curated record. The transcript has a single exon. The coding region runs from base 1 to 2562 and encodes 853 amino acids.
AUGUUGCUUUCUCGUUUGGAUCCGGAGACAUCCCGCGCUUUCGAAAGAGAACAUGGAUCGACCGCCAUACCGGAAUAUAACACCUUAUUUCAAUUUUUAGAAGAAUACUGCAACGGAUUGAUCAACUCAAAUACUACCGUUUAUGCUAAGAGUUCGCCUAACAAAUCUAUGUCUAAUUCAGAUUGUAGAAAGAGGAACUCUUUCAUCACCCAAACUAAAUCGAAAAAUCCCAAGUGUGCCCUAUGUCAGUCGGAUCAUCCCACUUACACUUGCGUAAAAUAUUUGGAAAAAGCGCCAAGAGAACGACAUAUAUUUUGUAGAAAUCACCAUUUAUGCUUUGGUUGUCUCAGUAGCUUCCAUGACCUUAAAAGUUGUAAAUCUACGUCCGCUUGUAAAAAAUGUAACAGUAAAAAUCAUCACACUACAUUGCAUUUUGACCGUGAACAUGACCGAACCGACGCCACUGCUAGUGCUAACGCCAACGGCCGGAACCCAGAAAGUCCGAGUGGUCAAGAUACUCCCUCGAUGGAAACGCAACGCUCGCUGGUACUGUGCUCGGCUGCGUCCCCGGUCUCGCGAUCGCAAGUAUUGCUUUGUACUGCUUUAGUUGAAAUUAAAACAGGAAAAGGAAAUUUCAAACAAUUUCGCGCUGUUUUGGACUAUGGAUCUGAAAUUUCAAUUGUUUCUCAGAGAUGUUUUUCCGCUCUGAACAUUCGUAGUUCUCCAUGCAGCACAGUUAUCAAUGGAAUCGGAAACGAAUCGCAUUUACAAAACAUAGGUGAAGUUGAACUCUCUAUCAGAUCCAUCGGAUCGGAUGAUCCUUUGUUUAUCAUAAACGCCAACGUUCUUCCUAAAAUAUGCGGAAAACUUCCUUCGAGUAAAAUUACUACACAGUCUUGGCAUUAUUUGGAUAAGUUGAAGUUGGCCGAUCCUAAGUAUUAUUGGCCGGGAGAUAUUGACGUCCUUUUAGGUGCGGACGUAUUUUCGAAAAUUUUACUAAACAAUCACAUUCAGGGUCAAAUCGGGGGUCCAGACGCGCUACAUACGGUAUUCGGGUACGUUUUAAUUGGAAAGAUAAAUACUGCUUCAACGAAUUCGGUUCAUUCACUAUUUUGUGGAAGUCAUUGUGAUAGGAAUGCGUCAAUGAAGAGUUUUUUUGAUUUAGAGUCUGUACCGGAAUUCGAUAACGGUACAGAGACGGAUGUUUGUGAAGUAAUCUUCCGCGAGAACUAUUACAGAAAUGAAGAAGGGCGUUACGUGGUACCCCUUCCAUUCAAGGAAACAUCCCCGUUAUUUCCGGGAAGUAGAGAUUUAGCUGUGCAGCGUUUUUUGUCACUUGAAAGCCGUUUAUUGAAAAAUCCAAGUUUAUACAAGGAAUAUUGUUCGGUGAUGAGAGAGUACUUGGAGUUAUCUCAUAUGGAAAUUGUAGAUCCCGCACAGAGCACCGAUAAUUUUUAUUUGCCACAUCAUGCUGUACUUCGUCCUGAAAAGACGAGUACUAAACUCCGGGUAGUUUUCAAUGCCUCAGCAAGACUGCCAAAUAAUUCCAAAACAUUGAACGAUUGUCUCCAUACAGGUCCCAAACUUCAAACGGAUAUAAGCACUAUCUUGAUCAGUUUUCGGUUGAAGAAAAUAUGUUUCACUGCAAAUAUCAAACAAAUGUACCGCCAGAUUUUAGUAGCUCCAGAAUUUCGAGAUUACCAACGAAUUGUUUUUCGAUUUUCACCUUCUGACAAUAUUAGUGACUUUCGAAUGAGGACGGUCACCUUUGGUUUCAACUGCGCUCCUUUUCUCGCUUUACGCACCUUACGCCAACUAGCUAUUGAUGAAAAGGGUUACUUUCCUGCAGCAUCGAAUAUUUUAACAGAUGACACGUAUAUUGAUGAUGUCUGCAGCGGAGGGGAUUCAUUAAGCGAGGCAAAGCGUUUACGCGAUGAUCUCAUCAAUAUGUUAGCCAAAGGGGGUUUCGAGUUACGCAAGUGGGCAAGCAAUGACCACAGAUUUUUAGAAGAUUUACCCCAAGAAUUAAUUUCCUCUAAUCCCCUCGCUUUCGGAUCGGACCAAAAUGAUUCCAUUAAAAUUCUUGGUCUCCAUUGGGAUCCACGUCAGGAUUGUUUUCUUUAUAAGGUCAACCCAAUAGACCGCGCGAUCACCAAACGAAAUCUCUUAUCACAGUUGGCAAGGAUCUUCGAUCCUUUGGGAUUCCUCGCACCUGUCACAUUUCUAUGCAAGUACCUCAUCCAAAAAUUAUGGCUUUCAGGACUCGGCUGGGAUGACACUCCAGAUCAAGAAAUUUCAAGGGUUUGGUUGAAGUAUAAAGGAGAGUUGAACCUUUUAUCGACAAUUCAGAUCCCUCGGUAUAUCCUUUUUGAUACAAACAACGUAUUGGAAAUUCAUGCUUUCGCGGACGCGUCCGAACGGGGUUAUGGGACUUCGGUCUAUCUGAGGGUCAUAAAGGAAGAUAAUGUAAAAACAUUUCUUAUAUGCGCGAAGUCGAAGGUGGCUCCUUGUUCAAGGAAGAUUUCCAUCGCUAGGAUGGAACUUUGCGGGGCAGAUUGCUAA